Messenger RNA from Pan troglodytes (chimpanzee), 375 nucleotides. It is a transcript of the gene NDUFS6, whose product is annotated as NADH:ubiquinone oxidoreductase subunit S6. Gene Ontology annotation, cellular component: respiratory chain complex I. Bases 1 to 375 code for a protein of 124 amino acids. NCBI's taxonomy places the organism in Eukaryota, Metazoa, Chordata, Mammalia, Primates, Hominidae. The transcript has 4 exons. The record is from RefSeq and is marked provisional. Gene Ontology annotation, biological process: mitochondrial electron transport, NADH to ubiquinone.
AUGGCGGCGGCGAUGACCUUCUGCCGGCUGCUGAACCGGUGCGGCGAGGCGGCGCGGAGCCUGCCCCUGGGCGCCAGGUGUUUCGGGGUGCGGGUCUCGCCGACCGGGGAGAAGGUCACGCACACUGGCCAGGUUUAUGAUGAUAAAGACUACAGGAGAAUUCGGUUUGUAGGUCGUCAGAAAGAGGUGAAUGAAAACUUUGCCAUUGAUUUGAUAGCAGAGCAGCCCGUGAGCGAGGUGGAGACUCGGGUGAUAGCGUGCGAUGGCGGCGGGGGAGCUCUUGGCCACCCAAAAGUGUAUAUAAACUUGGACAAAGAAACAAAAACCGGCACAUGCGGUUACUGUGGGCUCCAGUUCAGACAGCACCACCACUAG